GUAGUAGACCUACCUACCAAAUCCAGCACUGAGCAUCUCUCUCCUCUUUUGUAACCACUCGUCUUUCUCACCAACUCGGUCAAAUACCCACAAAAGGGAUCGAGUCAAUUGGGACUCCGGAUUUCUUCCCUUCCCCCCUCCACCCCCUUUUGCCUCAUAUAAAUCCUCCCUCCCCCUUUCUUCCUCCACUUUCCAUCAAUCCACAUCUUCUCCCUUCGUAACCUCUCUCUCUCUAUCUCUUCUCUCUCUUUCUCCACACAAAAAGACCCCUUAUCUCUCUUAUCUCUAACUGACAAGGCACAAGCACAAGAAAGAAGCAGAAGACAGAGAAGAAGAGGGAGACAGAUAUGGGUCGUUCUCCUUGCUGUGAGAAAGCUCACACCAACAAAGGUGCAUGGACCAAAGAAGAAGACCAGCGUCUAAUUAACUACAUCAGAGCCCAUGGUGAGGGUUGCUGGAGAUCUCUCCCCAAAGCUGCAGGUCUGCUGCGUUGUGGAAAGAGUUGCAGACUUAGAUGGAUAAACUACCUAAGGCCUGAUCUCAAAAGAGGCAAUUUUACCGAAGAAGAAGAUGAGCUUAUCAUUAAACUCCAUAGCUUACUUGGAAACAAAUGGUCUCUCAUUGCUGGAAGAUUAACCGGAAGAACAGAUAAUGAGAUCAAGAACUACUGGAAUACCCACAUCAAACGCAAGCUUUUGAGCCGUGGAAUUGACCCUCAAACACACCGACCGAUCGGCGCCGCCGCCAACCCCACCACCACCACCACGACCACAACCACUACUACUGCCACCACACCCACAACCCCUUACUCCGAUGGGGUCAUCAACUCUUCUUCACCGGCACAUGCGCUUACGCCGGAGAUUGUCAUCAUGAAUAUUAACCAUAGUAAGGCUGAAGAGGCACAGAGCAGCAGUGGAACCACAGAAGAACACCAACAAGAACCACCACCACCACCACCACCACAACAACAGUACCCAGAUCUCAAUCUUGAUCUAUCUAUAAGUCUUCCGUUCCAACCAGAGCCACCGUCGACAAAUACAGCAGAAUCGAAGCAACAAAUAUUGUCUAACUACCAGGUGUUUACAGCACCACAGCCAGUCUUCACUCAAGCAAUCUGUUUGUGUUAUCGAUUAGGGCUUCAAAGUAGUCAAGCUUGCAAUUGCCAAGCCACCAUGAUACCCAAUGGUGUCGACAGAUAUUUCAGUCCAUUAGAUUCAUAGAUUAAAGUAUAGUUUCUUUUUCUUUCCUUCAAUGUAAUCCAUCUUUUUUCUCUCUUCCUCUUAUCAAAAAAUUCAAAAUAUAUAAAAUUUGAUUUUUGAU
Molecule: messenger RNA, 1320 nt
Organism: Telopea speciosissima
Lineage: Eukaryota; Viridiplantae; Streptophyta; Magnoliopsida; Proteales; Proteaceae
Product: myb-related protein 308-like
Exons: 3
Coding region: 348-1220 (290 amino acids)
Source: RefSeq, a predicted model, not a curated record